Sinocyclocheilus grahami is the source of this 2346-nucleotide messenger RNA. RefSeq names its product alpha-1,3-mannosyl-glycoprotein 4-beta-N-acetylglucosaminyltransferase B-like. Gene Ontology annotation, molecular function: acetylglucosaminyltransferase activity. Gene Ontology annotation, cellular component: endoplasmic reticulum; endoplasmic reticulum-Golgi intermediate compartment; Golgi stack. The transcript is spliced from 17 exons. The record is from RefSeq and is a predicted model, not a curated record. The coding region runs from base 514 to 2316 and encodes 600 amino acids. NCBI's taxonomy places the organism in Eukaryota, Metazoa, Chordata, Actinopteri, Cypriniformes, Cyprinidae. Gene Ontology annotation, biological process: protein N-linked glycosylation.
UUUUUAUUUAGGUAGGCCUAAUAGCGCUCGACAUUAAUUUACAGUUCACGGGAUAGUUCUAAACUACUUUAGCCUACAUUGAAGCAGACAGCCUACACAUAACAAUGUUAUAUCAAAAUCUGAGACAAAUAGGUAAUCUGCCAGACGUUUAAACGCAAUGUGUGAAAAUGAAGACUACUGUCAGCCGCGUCGACCGGAUGAAUAUUCAUGAGCGGGACAGGUGGAGGAUGGAACUGCUGCGGUUUGGAGGUGUGAGCGGAUUACAGCGAAGUUCCUCGUGUGCCAUCAAGACAUCAGCUGACAACACGAUUCGUGACUAUUCGUGUAGCUGGCCUGGUCUCAGAAAGUAGCAUGCAUUUCAAAAGGAUUUUCGUCCAAUUGUGACACUUUUCCAGUUCACCCAGACGUCGCGGGGAAGAAGCAACUAAUAACCUUUCUUACUUGUUAUAUCUUGAGGGUUUAGCCUUCUCAAUAGUAGCCUAGUAUUCUGGUAUUUCUGUGGACUGAGAUGAGAUGAGGUCCUGGCAUGGCAAACUGUUCUUCUUCGCGGGUUUUGUAUGUGUGUUGAUGUUAACCUCGUGGCACACAUCAAAGUCAGAUAACUUGCCAUCGCAGCUGCAUUUGGUCUAUGAGAGGUUACUGCGGGCAGAACAACGAGGGGAGGUCUUAUCACAAGAGCUGCUUAAAGUGCUUGGUCAACUUCAAAACCGCAGCAUUGCUCCAUCGAAUAUCACAAUCAGUAACUCCUCAGCUUUAUUAGAAGAGAGGGUCCUUCGGCGCUUGUUGCCUUCGCAGCCUAAUGCCCACAUCUACUUGCCUCACCUGAAGGAGCAUGAGGGCAGUCUGAAACCCAUCGUUCAUCUGGGGCAGCGACGCACUGGAGAUGCUGUCAGAUCCGGAGUGAUAGAGGUGAUCUCUCCAUCUCCUCACUAUUACCCAGACUUUAGUAACCUGAAGGAAACGUUUGGAGACCCCAAGGAGCGAGUCAGAUGGAGGACCAAGCAGAACCUUGACUACAGUUUCCUCAUGCUGUAUGCGCAGUCUAAGGGCACAUACUACGUCCAGCUUGAGGAUGAUAUUGUAGCAAAGCAAGGAUUCUUUCAGUCCAUGAAAAAAUAUAUAGAGCAGGUGCUUUCCGAGGAGUGGCUUUUCCUGGAGUUUUCCCAGCUGGGAUUCAUUGGUCAGUGUCUUGUCCUGUCCUGUCUUUUUCUGACCUCUCUCAUUCUCUUCUCUCCCACCAUUUCUACAAAUGCAACAUUUGUGAAUGCUGUUGUCCAGACUGUACAGACCAAUCUCCCAGAUGCUGUCAGAUCCGGAGUGAUAGAGGUGAUCUCUCCUUCUCCUCACUAUUACCCAGACUUUAGUAACCUGAAGGAAACGUUUGGAGACCCCAAGGAGCGAGUCAGAUGGAGGACCAAGCAGAACCUUGACUACAGUUUCCUCAUGCUGUAUGCGCAGUCUAAGGGCACAUACUACGUCCAGCUUGAGGAUGAUAUUGUAGCAAAGCAAGGAUUCUUUCAGUCCAUGAAAAAAUAUAUAGAGCAGGUGCUUUCCGAGGAGUGGCUUUUCCUGGAGUUUUCCCAGCUGGGAUUCAUUGGCAAGCUUUUCCGCACAUCAGAUCUGCCAAUGAUUGUGGAGUUCUUCCUGAUGUUUCACAAAGACAAGCCAAUCGAUUGGCUGCUCGAUCACAUCCUGUGGGUUAAAGUGUGUAACCCAGAGAAAGAUUUAAAACACUGCAAUAAUGAGAAGGCCCGACUGAAGAGAGCUUACAAACCCUCCCUGUUUCAGCAUGUCGGUUUGCAUUCCUCACUGCCCGGUAAAAUUCAAAACCUAAAGGAUAAAGACUUUGGAAAUCAAGUGCUGUUCAAAGGCCACUAUAACCCGCCAGCAGAACUCAGCAGCAGUCUAGAGAAAUAUCAGUCUCACACUCUGGAGAGAGCUUACAACGGAGACGACUUCUUCUGGGGCCUCACACCUAAAAGAGGAGAUUACAUCCUCAUUACUUUUACCACACCUCAAGCUGUCAAAGGGUACUUUUUUCGAUCUGGCAAUAUUGAGACAAAUGGUGACAGGUUUUACAACACAACAGUGGAGGUGCUCCCUAAUAAUAACUCUGUGAAAGAGAAGGUCACUAGAGGAGAAUUGGCCUGCUGUAAAACCUCAUCUGAUGGCUUUGUUCAGAUAGGGUCUUUCAAGAAUGGAGUGGCUGAGGGAGAAGUGGAUGGAGCAUUAGGACAAAUAGUGGCCAUGCGACUCCAUGUUCACUCUGAUUCUGACGUCUGGGUCCUUCUCAGUGAGAUCUUUAUUAAAGUUUGAUGAGCUGAGGAGAGAGGAGAAAUUGUCCAC